AUGCGUAAACGUUAUUAUAAAAGUGAUACAAUACGAAGUUUGCGUCGACAACGUCUUAUUCAAAGCAGAAAUAGACAAUUUUUACUUUUUUCCUCUAAUAACGUAGUUGAAGCAUUGGCAAUGACAAGCAAAAUUAGUAUUAAAUGUGGUGGAGUUCGUAAGAAAGAUGAACCGCCAACAAUCUUAUUCUAUGUGCCAGAAAUGCGGCAAUUAGCUGAAGAAAUCCGCCUUUGUAAUACUACAAAUUCCAUUGAAUUAGGUGAUAUUCAAUGGAAUGAAUUUGCUGAUAAAUGGCCUAACCCUCACUUCAUAAUCCCAUGA
Molecule: messenger RNA, 321 nt
Organism: Adineta ricciae
Lineage: Eukaryota; Metazoa; Rotifera; Eurotatoria; Adinetida; Adinetidae
Source: the annotation of a GenBank genome assembly